GAUGUUUUGUUGUUGUUGCUAGUGGCAAUAGAAUAUAAAGCAGUGUAACUUUAGGAAGUCAGUCAGUACAGAGCAAAGGAUUGUUGGAAUCACAAGUGAGCUGGGGGAAAAUAGAAAAUGAACUCUGACCUGAAGGAGAGAAUGAAAUAUUUGCUUUAUAUGCAAAUUAUGUCUGCACAGGUCUUAAUUUCAGGUGCAUUUGAUGUUGCUGUAUCAAAGACUACAUUGGUAGGAAUUCACAGACAAAGUAUUGUCCUUGGAUGCAGUUUUACUGUUGAUAGUCGUUUACCACUGGACCAUGUAAUCAUCACUUGGCAACGUGCUGAGACGAAUGACGUGGUGCACAGUUAUUAUUAUGGCAAAGACCAACUCAGUCAACAGAAUGAACAGUAUUCAGGCAGAACAAGUCUAUUUCCAGAGGAAUUCAAACAUGGCAAUGCUUCAUUAAAACUGGCAGGAAUGACAGCAGAGGAUGCUGGGGAGUAUGUGUGCUUUGUUGGCAAUAUAUUGGGAAGUGCCAAAGGGACAAUUUCAUUGAAAUUUGCAGCUUACUAUAGGGAUCCACAACUGUUCAUCAAACUGAAACCAUCCAGUUCGACUAUCAUUCUGGAAUCUCAAGGUUAUCCUGAACCAUCUAUUUUCUGGUACUGCGCAGAAGAUAAAAAUGUGUCCCUCCAGCCUGAAAUUUCAUUUGUUAAAAGUGAAGAUGGUCUUUACUCAUUCCAGAGUAUUCUUAAACUUGAUAACACAAUGAUGAACUGUAACCAUGUGGUUGAAAUUCAGAACUCCCUUGUUAACCAGACUGUUACCAGGAAAUUCAACAUCCUUUUACAACAACAAGAUAUUCAGAACCAAAACUUCAACAAGAACAUGUGGAUUGCUCUCAACUCCUGUACAAUUCUGAUAUUUGUAGCAAUUAUUAUUCUGAUAUUGCUAAUCUGUAGAAGCAAACAAGCUCAACAACAGGAAAUUGAAGAAAAAGCGAAGUGUGAAUUUAUAUGAGUGAUCCCAGGAAUGGAACAGUUGAUUUUUUUGUUUAUUCUCAGGUGAUUCACAAGACUUUAUUAUCCACUGUUAGGAUGAGCUUUCUUUUUGAACUUCUGCCUUCCGUAUGUUGAAGGUUCUUCCGCAGUGCUGUUAGCUAGGGAAUUACUAGUUUUGACCCAGCAACGAAAAAGAAACAAUGCUGUGUGGUGUAAUCAAUGUCAAAAGGUAACCUGGAGGUGAGGCUGUUCCAUUGCAGCUACUUGUUCAUCCCACUGAGUGUUGUAGAAGACACAGCUGAAGAAGCAGCACUUCCUAUAAGAAUCUACAUACUGUAACCACAGUACAUCUGCAAUGCACAUUGUGUAAUGUUAGGACUAACUUUUGAUACUGAAAAAUACAGUUUCUAAGUUGACCAGAUCUGUGAUCAUUUUAUGAAUGAGUAGCAGUUUAUAUAUAUAUCUCUCUGGAGUUAUGUAGAAGUUGGUCGCUGCUUUCCCAUCCCAUAUCCUUCUAAACCUUGGAUUAAAAUGCAAUAGUGAUUGAAGCUCAUGAGCAGCUAGCAGUGAGAACAUUAUGGAUAAAUAGAUGGCUCUGGUUAGCUUAACUUUCAGCUACAGCUUUUCAAUGACUGAAGUUAUUUCAGAUUUGAUUAUUCCCUGCUGAUCAUAGGGAAGAUUAAGAUAUAUAUAAAUCAAUCAUGAAGCAAACAGUCAGCAUCUUAUAAUUAUGCAAACAGAAAACAGAAUUGGACAAGCAAAGACUAACAAAGUCAUGUAAGCGCUAUGAUGUACAUUGUUGCCAGCAGGAAUAGAAUAUGCCAUUUUCUAAUCUACAGUUGAAGGAGACAUGUUGAGCUCUAGAAAGUCACAAGUAUGGAGUACAAGGUCAAAAACUGUGGCCCCAAAAGUUCAUCAUCUGUGAUCCUAGCAGUGGUGCAGAAAUUGGGGUCACUUGUAUCCUGCCAGUGUUUGUCAAGUCGUCAAGAAGUUAUCUAGUUUUCCUGUGCUGGUGAAACCCAGUGUUAUUAUAGAUGCAUCUUCAAUGCAGCUACGAUAUCUGCCAUAGCAAGUGGGUGACUAAGGCUCUCCCCACCUGCCUCUCCGACCUCAGUCAUGGACUCUUUCAGCUGUUCUAUUCCACAAAGCUAUGCACUGAAGAAUAGAACUGGAGCUAAUGUUUACAAAUUUUUAUGUUUUUUUUAAACCGAGAUACACAUUACGAAAAUAUCCCUAAUCAUGUAACAACACUAACUAUUUGUAGGCGCACAAGUGAAGGCCCAGUUAUGGUCCACCAUGUUUGUACAAUUAAACACAAUUAAUAUACAAUUAACAUUGUCUUCCUAAUUCGGAGGAUGAUCAAGUAGGUUUAAAAAAAAUUAGUCCAACUUUUGGAAUUCAUCUGAUGGGGCCCUCAUCUGGCAUCUCAACUCAGUGUUGGGAACCAACACCAGCAGUGCAAUUUGAAACCAUGUUGUUGUGAAUCCCUGACCCUAGUGUAGCCUUUUUAACAUUUGCCAUGAAAGGAGAAGAUAGAAUGAUCUAUCUACCAUUUAAAACAGGGUCUCAGUCAUUUUCUGCCACAUUCUUGCCAGAAUUGAAGUUGGGCAAAACCUAUGUGGACGUUGAGGGCCCAACAGUUUACACAAUAUGCCUUACCUUGUUUUAUAUUCAACAUUUAAUAAUUUAUUUAGAAUAAAGAGCUGAUUUUAAACUAAUACAACUUGUAAGUUUGGUUCACGGUCAGAUUGAUCUCUUGAUUUAUAGCCCCUCAAUUUUAUAUUCAAAUUACUUCAUUGGAGCCCAAAAUCAGGCAGGCUAUAAAUCCCAAAUGAGGCCCAUUUCUGGCUCAGACAUUUGGACAUAACUGUAAUCUGAUGUGUUUCUAUCUGGCAUUUUGUGAAAAAUCCAUCAAGAACUUUAAGUUCAACUCUUAACUAACAGAAAUAAUAAUCACUGCCAAAAAACUCCCCACAUAUUUAAAUUAUUUCAUGUCUAUUCUGGCUGCAUUACUUUUAUCAGUUUAAAGUAUUUUAUAUUUUUAACACAAAUGUAUGGAAUAUGAACUUAAAUUUUGUAAGUUUCAUGCAAACAAUUUUCUAAAUAAAUUGUCAUCCAUUUA
Chiloscyllium plagiosum (whitespotted bambooshark) is the source of this 3105-nucleotide messenger RNA. Its product is annotated as CD276 antigen-like. NCBI's taxonomy places the organism in Eukaryota, Metazoa, Chordata, Chondrichthyes, Orectolobiformes, Hemiscylliidae. The record is from RefSeq and is a predicted model, not a curated record. Gene Ontology annotation, biological process: negative regulation of T cell proliferation; T cell costimulation; cellular response to lipopolysaccharide. Gene Ontology annotation, cellular component: external side of plasma membrane.